GCAUCUGGGAAACUGUCGGGAUGCAGCAGAGCCGAGCGGCCGGACGCCGUGGCUGCGCUCUCUUUCUACUGCUGGGCAUCCUGCUCUUCCACGGUGUUUACAUAGUGCUUUCCUUGGAGAUUAAAACAGAUGCCCAUGUCCGGGGUUAUGUGGGAGAAAAGAUCAAGCUGAAAUGCAUCUUCACAUCGACUUCAGAUGUCACUGACAAACUCACCAUAGACUGGACAUACCGGUCUACCAGCAGCAGUCGCAUGGAAUCAAUUUUUCAUUACCAGUCUUUUACAUACCCAACCACAUCAGGCAGAUUUCGGGAUCGAAUUUCCUGGGUUGGAGAUGUAUACAAAGGGGAUGCAUCAAUUAGCAUAAGCAACCCUACCAUGAAGGACAAUGGGACAUUCAGCUGUGCUGUGAAGAAUCCCCCAGAUGUACAUCAUAACAUUCCCACGACAGAGCUAACAGUCACAGAAAGGAGUUUUGGCACCAUGCUGUCCUCAGUGGCCCUGCUUUCCAUCCUGGUCUUCAUUCCCUCAGCUGUGGUAGUUGUGCUACUGCUGGUGAGAAUGGGGAGAAAGUCUGCAGGGCUGAAGAAGAGAAACAAAUGUGGCUACAAAAAGUCAUCUAUUGAGGUUUCUGAUGACACUGACCAGGAAGAAGGCUGUGACUGCCUGGGGAGGCUUUGCAUCCGUUGUGCUGAAUGCCUGGAUUCAGACUAUGAAGACACAUAUUAA
Messenger RNA from Chrysochloris asiatica (Cape golden mole), 728 nucleotides. RefSeq names its product myelin protein zero-like 3 (gene MPZL3). The transcript has 6 exons. The record is from RefSeq and is a predicted model, not a curated record. NCBI's taxonomy places the organism in Eukaryota, Metazoa, Chordata, Mammalia, Afrosoricida, Chrysochloridae. Gene Ontology annotation, cellular component: membrane. The coding region runs from base 21 to 728 and encodes 235 amino acids.